GCCGAAGGGACGCUCUCGUUUUCUUCUGUGAAUUAGUUCCGUGUUUUACACUGGAACAUUACGGACCUCGGGGUCGAGGCUCACUCGUGUGGGAGAGUGCUGGCACCCGUCCGGUGCCUGUAAACAAGAAGAAGACAAGCGAAAGAAGUGGGGCUGAGUGCGCGACGACGCUGACGGCGAGACGCCGUUCCGACACCAUAGUAUCCGUCACUAGCGUUCGUGCGUUGUAGCACUGCGUAUCGUGCACGUUCGAUCAGUGCCUGUUUUAUGCGCGUGUAAAUGUGCUUUAAUCGUAUCCAUCGAUAAGUGAUUCGAAGAGAAUCCUCCUGUUUUUUUUCCUCCCCCGAAGCGUACGCGCAUCCCGAAACGCAAGGAAGAGAUACAUACUUAGGCGAGUUGGCGCGCUCGGAUCUUUUCGGCGCGCGUCCCGAACGCUCCCGAUCGUCGCGCCGUGCGAGACACGGGUUAGCGCUUUGCCCGUCCGAUCUCUCACGAAGCAAAAGGCGGCGGCUAAAAAUCGUGCAUCGUUUCGCGCGCGCGAGACCGCAGUCAUCUCGGUCUCCGUCGCAUCGUCUUCGUGUUCCUGGCCGGGAAAAAUAAAUCGCCCUUGUGCAGCCGUCGCGCGAACAUCACGGCGAGUUUCCCCGUGCGACGGGAGUGGGCGACACACGAAGAGGGAGAGACGACGCCGGUCGAGCCUUAAAUAUCGAUUUUGGACGAGCCGCGCGCGAUAGUCUGUCCGCCACGGCAAGAGAGUUCUCCGUUCCGCCACCUAUGCCGAGCAAUGCGAGCGACGUGCGACACGCGACAACAACAGUUUUGACAGUCAGCCGCCGGCGUAACAUCUCUCUGCCGGGAUCCUUUCGCAUCUUGCUUGAAUGCGCCCGACCGUGUGUGUGAAGUGGGCGAUUGGCGCUCCCGCUGACUCGUUGAGAAUGUCGUUUGCGAAGCGGCGCAACCACGUGUGCUCGGUAUCGUUUUAGUGAGGCGAGAAUCCGCGUCCGUUCGAAGCCGAAAUUCUGUGGGAUUUGAUCGGAAAAAUUGGCUGCACUUAAUGCCGUUCGAGAGGAAGCGCGCGGCGAGAAUCAUCAUCCACCGAGGGAGGCGAAAAUUCAGGACUGUCGACGGAACGGACGAAUAAAGCACCAUGUCAUCAUGGGGCGUCGUUGUCACUUAACAAGUUGACGGAUCGCGAAGUGUGUUGGUUAAGUACAGGCGAUAUCCAUCUUCACUUCUUCAACUUCGUAACCUAAAAUUAUUUCAAUUGAGACGUUUGACGAAAGAAAAAUUUCAAAUUAUUAAGGGAAGAAAAUUGUAAUCGUUAAAAUUUACGCCAUUCGAAAUUUCGGAGCGGAAUUAAACGUGCAAAACGGAAGAUUGGAUCGUGAUUGGCGAUUCGCGACGAUGGUCGCGGGUUCGUCCUCCCGCAUCUGUCAUUACGUAAACACACUUCGCGGAAUAUCGCCGACGGCGAACGGUUUUUAAUCACCGCGGAGGAUUUCAGCGAGGAGGAGCGAGAAGAGAGUUCGCGCGAGGGAAAGCCGCCAGCAGCCGAACACGGCUGCCGUUCCAUCGGGAAGAAUGGUUUCGAGAUACAGCGUCUCGAAGGAGGGCGCAGUGAAUGUCGUCGGUGCCUUAGGACCUAUGCAUUGUCUGCUGCCGCACUGUGGCGGUACCCAUCAUCACCACCAUCUCACGGCGUCGCAUCCUCAAAAUCCGCAGCCAGGUCACAAUCAUCAUGUGCAUCCCGGCCAUCAACCGCCGCCGCCGCCGUCGCCGAGUCCUCAUCUCAAUCAACUGGCGCAUCCCCAGCUUACCGUCAACAUCAGCCACCUCAGUCACCAUCAUCACCACCAGCAGCAGCAACAACAGCAGCAGCAACAGCAACAGUCUCAGCAUCAGCAAACGCAACACCAGCAGAUACCACCGCAGUAUCGCGUCACUGCGAAUAGGUCGGAGUUUCAUGGAACCUACAGCGCCCAAGGGGGUCAGGUGGGCGGGGGUGCAGCUGGUAAUGUAGGAGUGCCUACAGGCAGAGGGCCGCCGCCGCUCGGCGGUAUACAGACGAUAGGACAAUCCGCAGCGGGUAUACCACCAGGAGGUCCUGCCGGAGGGCAAGCACCUUCUCAAGCACCAGCGCCAGGGGUGCAGUCGCAACCACCGCAAGGUCCAGCGCCUACCACGACACCACCUGUACACACGCCAUCGCCGCAGGAAAUGGGAAAGCAGGGUCAUUUGCCGACGCAACCGCCGUCUUUGCAGCCGGUUUACGUGCCGUCGCAAAGCCGACCGGGGUCACAGAGUUAUUAUCCAACGGCUCAAAGGCCACAGCAGCCACGAGGUAUUAAUCAUAGAGGCGGUGGUCAGGGCGGUAGUGGAACACCGGUUGUCGGUAUGGCCGGAGUUGGUGGAGGUGGAGGGCAACCACCUGCGAUAUACUCGCACCCUGCUAGUUUACCAGUGCAAGCGAGUGCAAUGUAUAUAAGUCAAAGUCAAGUUCAUGGUCUUCACACAGGACCUCAUCAACCUCAGUCCGUCUAUCAAAUGAACAAUCAAAUACCGAUUCAGUUUUCUGGUCCGCCUCAACGACACCAACCGCAUCAAAAUCAGCCGUAUUAUCAAACCUUUCAACCACCUCCAACCAUCAUAACACCGCCAGGUGUGGCCUUCGGAUAUCACACAACCGCCACUCAAGCGCAUCAUAACUAUUAUACAUACAUGAAUUCGUCAAACAUGAAUUUGACUAGGACGAGUACGAGUGCUGUUAGCGGUGGAGCGCAACAUGUUGCAGGCCCGCUGACGGGUGCUCAAGGUGCUCCAGUCGUACCGCAGGGUACACUUCAGCAACCCACUCAACAAGCCCAACCUCUGCCUCCAAUGGGUAUACCUCUAUCGCAAACUGAAGAUUCAUUUAGUUAUUCAAAUUGGCAAAUGUACUCUUGUUCUUUUCAAGACGUGUACUCGGGACACAACGGUGCUGCGACGAACGCUAAUAGCACCACUAGAUCGCGAAAACCUAGAGGACAGAACGCCAUUUUGGACAUAGUCAAUCCCGUCACUGGUAAGAAUAUCAGUGACGAAAUUUAUUGCAGUAACGAAACUACGCAGAGUGGUGAAUCCAGUAAUCGCGAGACGCCACAACCACAGAACAAUGGUGCGGAGGUGAUAGCCGAUUUCGCUGCUCGUGUCGCGAAAGCCGCGACCGAGGAGUCUGACUCGGUAUCGACGAGCGCGUCCGAAACAGCGCCUAACACAACCCAAACAACGGCGCAAACGUCGUUAUCGAACGUUCAAACAAAUUCCUCUAAUGAUACAAAUAGUCAAUGUAAUACUGGUCCGCCUACGCCCACGCAAAAAACUAUAGCUGGCGCUGGCGCUGGCAAUAUUGCAUCUACAAUUAAUAGUCAAUCAUUAGGUACUUGUAGUAAUAGCGCACCGCAAGUAGAUGCUAACGCGACGAAAACCGAAUCGAAAGCGUUGCAACUCCCGAUUAAGGAGUUUCAGCCUAGAAGCGAAACAAAGACAGGGACGAUCGAGGAAUCGUCACCCGUUGUAUCUUCUCCGAUGGUCGCCGUCACGACUAAAGAUACUAUUUCCGUGCAGCUUACUUCCUCGGCUGCUAACAGCGAAAUAGCGUCUACGACAGCGACGGUGACGGCUGAGAUCGAACCCGAGGCCGCUGGUGCCGGAGCUACUGUUUCCGCUACUACUGCUCCCGCUGCUGCUCCUGCUAAUAUUGUCGCUACUACCGCUGCCGCGGCUGCAACUACUGCUACCGUUGUCGGACCCGUAGUCGGAACCGGAUCCGUGCCCGAGGUCGCCAAGAGUGUCAACGCCGCCUCCAACGUAAUACAGUCACCGGUCACUCCGUACUGGAGCAACAUCGCCCAGGAACUCCUGAAACCGUCCGCCACUGCCUCGAACAACCCCGUUCCUACCAGGGAGCCGUUCCCUAACUUGUCCGCCAAGACCUCGUCAAAUUUACCGCCGAGGAGGAAACCUAACGCUACUACCGAGCCGCCUUCGAAUACCAAAGAGCAGAAAGAGAGGAAAACCCGGGAGAAGAGCCUUGGCUCCAGGGGCGCCACUCCUACGCCCGUUCAUAAUCAGGCAGCAGAUCAUCACCAUCAAAAGACGAACGGUGACGCGGCAGGCGACAAAACAGAAGCGGAAGUGCUUCCUAGGAACGAGAUCCAACAAAAACCAUCAGAUGGUAAAGCUAUGCAAAAGCAGAAGAGUAAGAAUAAAUUGAAACCCUACGAGCUGAAUCGCAAGGGCGCGGAGAAGGAAGGCACAGACAUGGACGCCUUUGUAAACCCAGUAUCGGCGACAAAAGUGGCCGAGAUCAAGCAGGACAACAAGGAUCAGCACACACCCGCUCUGAAAGACAGUAACAAGGAGUCCGGCAGGGAGAUUAGUAAAGACAUAAAAGAGAAGGAUAAUUAUGAAUCGAAGAAAGAGAAGGAGAUUUUACCCGUUCACCCGAAAGUCGAGAAACACGUAGUUGCCGAGGUGCCCAAGGAAAGCGCUCCCGUGCAAGCCGCUCACGUUGUAGAUAAACUGCCGAUUAACAAGGAAGUGCCGAAGGAGUCCUCUCCGAAGAUAGAGGACAGCGCGAAGUCGAAUGUAUGUAACGCGCAACCGAAAGCAGCAGUAGUUCCUAACGACGUCGUCGAUCACGCGUUAAUCAAGGAGGAGAUCAACUUGGAAGCAUUGGUCGCGCAAAAGAACGAGGAGAACUUCAAGGUUUCAGCGUUGCUCGCGUCCAACGACGAAAAGGUAACGCCGACAGUGAUGCCGGCAGCGGUUAUCGAGAAGAAGCAGCAGCUGCAGGAAGUGGAAGCUCCGAGCGGCGGUAGUAACGCGUCGACUGAAAUCACCACGCCUAGACAGCCACAACUCAAGUACACAUACAAAGAGGAUCAGUGGAGUCCGAUAAACACCACUGGUAAGAAGAUCUACGAUAGAGAUUUCUUGAUGAAGCUGCAACAUGAACCCAAUAGCAAGAUUAAGCCACCGAAUUUGCCAAAUCUGCAAGCUGUUUUGAAAGACACUAUACAGAAUAUUAACUCCACUCUGGAUUUGAGGACAUUCAAGGAUGCAAAUCUUACCAGACACGACUCACUGAUGCCUGGAUUUGCUAAAUCAAACUUGAACGCACGCCCGCCGGCAACAAGUAGUCGUAAGAGCGACAGAGGCAAACCUAAGCCCAGUAAGCCCAAUGUCAUACACGUCUCUUUGUCACUCCGAGAAGAUGUGAAACUGAGAGAGACGGAGAACGCUUGGAAACCCACAAGGCUGAAGCAGUUGUUUAUAACCGAGGAAGACGCGAAGACCGAGGCUCUCUACAAGCGAGUGCGCAGUGUGUUGAACAAGCUCACUCCGCAAAAAUUCGCCACCUUGGUGGAGCAAAUUAAGCAUUUACCCAUUGAUACACAAGAACGUCUACAGGGAGUAAUCAAUCUGGUCUUCGAAAAAGCCGUCGACGAGCCCAGCUUCUCCGUAGAAUACGCAUUGUUGUGCAAAGAACUGGCCUUGAUGGAGGUUGCAGGCGGCGAUCAAGAUUGUUCUAUCAGCUUUAAGAAACUCAUUAUCACUCGUUGCCAAAAAGAAUUUGAAAAGAAUCCGAUUGACGAUGUUGCUAGGAAUAGAAGAAUUAAGGAAAUUGAUGAAUGCACAGAUCCUGAAAAGAAAAAGGAAUUACAGUUGGCUCUCGAGGACGAGGAACGUCGGAUACGUGUGAAAUCUGUAGGAAAUAUUCGGUUUAUUGGUGAAUUAUACAAACAACAAAUAUUGACUACGAAAAUCAUGCACCGCUGCGUCCGACAUUUAUUGGAGCAAAAUGAUGAAGACAACUUGGAGUGCCUGUGCAAGCUGUUAACGACAAUUGGCAAGGAUUUAGAAUUGAAAGGAUCUCCCGAGGAAAUGCAAGAAUAUUUCGGCAAAAUGCAAGAAAUGGUCAUUCGAAAAGGUCAUAGCAAGAUCAGUUCUAGGAUCCGUUUCAUGCUGCAAGAUGUUAUAGAUUUAAGAGCGAAUAAAUGGAUCCCAAGAAGAAACGAGAAUAAUCCCAAGACGAUAGACCAGAUCCAAAAGGAAGCGGAAUCCGAGAGGCUGGACAUGCAAGUGAACAGCGCACCGUUGAACACUCCACGAAAAGAUGAUCGCAAUAACGACAGGAAAAGAAAUCGUGGAUUAGGCGGUCCUACUGACGAUGGUUGGAGUCAACCAGUAGGAAGGGUUAGACCUACCACGUAUUCGGUGGAAACAGCGAAAUUGAAGAACAAGCCGCCUCCCAUGGAUGAUAUGCAGCUUGGUAAUAGGGCUUCUUAUUUGUGGCGAGCUACCACCCCGUCCAAUAACUCCAAGACAAUAAGUGCGAAUAAAUUUGCAUGUUUAGAGAACAUGUCUAAUCUAGAUCAGGACAAACGGAUGCCGCCGCUACCACUCUCUGGAUCGAGAUCAACGGGUCCCAGGGAAUGUGGUCGCGAUUACAAAUCUUAUGACGGAAGGAGUUCUCGUAACGGUACUCACCAAUUGGGCGCAGCGUCGAGCAGAGACAGUCAUCCGUUAUUAGAUAGUGCGCAGGGUAGAAAUGUGUCGAUGCCUCUGCCUGUAAUGAAAUCUGUUUCGCAAUCUGGCGCAAUCAGCCACAAACCCGCAAUGUCGGAACAAGAAUUCAUCAAGGCUCAUAAUUCCAUAUUAAAACACUACCUUGAGGAACCAAUUGUCGAAAAUACGGGAUUAGAAGUUCAGCAACAAAAGUUCGAUAUUGAUACCUUGAACAAGUUCACGCGCGAAUGCAUCAACUAUGUUCUGGAAAAAUCGCCGACCGAGCGAGAACUGGUUUCCAAACUUCUGUCCCAUCUGCUUAGGAGAAAUAUUCUACCUAUGAAGUGUUUCAAAGAAGGGUUAGGAGAAGUGUUGGAAAUUGUGGACGAUUUGGUUAUAGAUAUACCAAAAAUUUGGACGUAUUUAGCGGAAAUAUUGUCACAUUCGAUAGAGGACGGCGCUAUCCCGUUAUCCGAAAUGAAGAGCGUAUUUCUAAGUUUGAGGCGUCAAGGCUACGUAGGCAAGUUCAUCGGUGAACUUCUGACGAAAGUAUCUCUUAGCAAAGGACCUAAAUGGGUUGCCGAUAAAUGGGACCAAAGCGGACUGCAAUGGAGCAACUUAAUUGACACAGAUCUGGAAAAUAUGGAAAAGAUCAUCACGGAAUACAAUUUAGAGUUCCUAACUGGUGAUUAUAAUAGUGCCAAAGGCUUUCCUACUACCGAUCAACUCUCGUUAGAAAAAAUUCAGGAUUAUCUCACGAGGCUCAUGAAGGAUAAUACUUCCUUUGACGAAAUUUGCAGUUGGAUAACUGCAAAUGUUGGUAGUAGAGAUAAAGACCCCAGGUUUAUAAGACAUUUAAUGACUGCCAUUUUAGAUACUACGUUAGAAAAAAAUCACGACACUUGGAAAUUAAAUUUAGAAACUUUUGCGAGCUUGCAAAUGCUGAUCCAACGGUUCGUCGAUGCGAAUGAAUUAUUAGAGUUGCAAUGUCUUUAUGCAAUUCAACAUUACAUAAAUAAAAUUGAGUUCCCACCUGGUACUCUCGUUCCCAUUAUGAACCAAUUGUGGAUGGAUAAUGUGAUAUCGAGCGACGCAUUUCUGACAUGGCAAAAGAAGACUCCAGAAUCAACGGAGGAUCUUGUAGGACAUAGCGUCUCAAUUGUCGCCCUUACGUCGUUCUUCACCGAUUUGCAAGAACCGGACGAUAAUUCCAGUGUCGAAGAGUUGUCAACUAGUGCGAAGCAGGACUGUUGACGAUACUGUGAUCGAUUACACUAUCGUCUAUUAAAAAGACUUAAAUACGCGUCUCCCCGAUAAAAAGAAAAAUACAACGCUCAAAAAUCAAAUUGCAGUUGUGUUUUUUUUCCCGCAAAAAUGAAGACGCCGAGUAUUGAACAGAAAAACUCCAAUACGAAUAAAUAAAACAAUGAAGUGAUAUGUGAAAAUGUAUGUAAUAUAAUCUAUAACUUUUUACGACUCUCUACUAAUGAGUAAAGAGGAGUAAUAAUAAUAAUAAUAAUAAAUACAGACUUAAACAAAAGAACGAAA
Molecule: messenger RNA, 8097 nt
Organism: Linepithema humile (Argentine ant)
Lineage: Eukaryota; Metazoa; Arthropoda; Insecta; Hymenoptera; Formicidae
Source: RefSeq, a predicted model, not a curated record